AGGAAAACAUGGUUGGAAGAAAUGGCGGAAGGAAAUCACACCAUGGUUACGGACUUCAUUUUCCAGGGAUUCAUGGAUCAUCCGGAGCAUCAGGUCCCCCUCUUUGUGUCAUUCCUAAUGAUCUAUGUUAUCACCCUGGCGGGGAAUCUAGGGAUGAUCAUGUUGAUCAGGUUCAACUCCCGACUCCACACCCCCAUGUACUAUUUCCUCAGCAAUUUGUCUCUUGCAGAUGUUGGUAAUUCCUCUGUUGUUGCUCCUCAGUUGCUGAUGACUUUUGUGAUUCAGGCCAAACCCAUUUCUCUCGCUGCAUGCGCAGCACAAUUUUUCUUUGUCUGUAACUUUCUGACCAAUGAAGCUUGCCUGUUGGCGGUAAUGGCAUAUGAUCGCUUCAUAGCCAUCUGUAACCCCUUGCUCUAUAGCAUCGUUAUGUCAAAGAGACUUUGUGUAUUACUAGUGGUUGCUUCAUACAUAUGUGGCUUUGUGAAUGCAGUUGUUCAGACUCCAUUUAUAUUUACCCUGUCCUUCUGUGACUCCAAUGUCAUCAACCAUUUCUUCUGUGACAUCCCCCCAAUUCUUAAGCUGUCCUGCUCUGACACCCACAACGCUAACAUGGUGCAUUUCACCUUGUCCAGUACAGUGGUCAUGACUAGUAUUCUCAUUGUACUAUUCUCCUACAUGUACAUCCUGAUUGCCAUCCUGAAGAUCCACUCUGCCAAGGGCAGAUACAAAACCUUCUCCACCUGCGCCUCCCACCUGACAGCUGUCACAAUUUUCUACGGGACUGUGAUCUUCAUGUAUUUACGACCCAGUUCCGGCUACACCACAGACCCAGACAAGAUCAUCUCUGUGUUUUAUAUACUCAUAAUUCCCAUGCUGAACCCCCUGAUCUACAGCCUGAGGAACAAGGAGGUGAAGGACGCUGUUAGAAGGAUGAUAAACAGGAAGGUUUGUUCUCAGUUAAUAUAA
This is a messenger RNA of Gopherus flavomarginatus (Mexican gopher tortoise), 966 nucleotides long. Its product is annotated as olfactory receptor 1019-like. Gene Ontology annotation, molecular function: G protein-coupled receptor activity; odorant binding; olfactory receptor activity. Lineage: Eukaryota; Metazoa; Chordata; Testudines; Testudinidae. Gene Ontology annotation, biological process: G protein-coupled receptor signaling pathway; sensory perception of smell. Bases 22 to 966 code for a protein of 314 amino acids. Gene Ontology annotation, cellular component: membrane. The transcript has a single exon. The record is from RefSeq and is a predicted model, not a curated record.